AUGCCCCUCCACGUCCCGUCAAACCUGGACAGCCCAGUGCUGUCUCUCUUUUCCCUCCAGGACAAAAUCGCCGUCGUCACGGGCGGAUCUCGCGGCAUUGGCCUGCAAGUCGUGACCGCGCUCGCUGAAGCCGGCGCCGACGUAGCAUUCAUCUACCACCGCAGCAGCGACGCCUCCAAGACCGCAGACGCCAUCGCCUCCAGGACCGGUCGCCGCAUACAAGCCUACAAAUCCGACGUCACUGACCGCAAGGUCAUCGCUGCAGCCAUCAGCCACAUCACGCAGACGUUUGGCCGCGGCCGCCUCGACAUCAUGGUGGCCAACGCCGGUGUCUGCCAAAACGUGCCGUCGCUCGAGUACGACGAAGAGACGUGGACGCGCAUGAACAGCGUCAACUACGACGGCGUCAUGUGGACGGCCCUCGCUGCCGGGCAGAUCUUCAAGGCGCAGGGCCGCGGGAACUUGAUCAUCACGGCGUCGGUCAGCGCGGGGCUCGUCAACGUGCCGCAGACGCAGGCCGCGUACAACGCGUCCAAGGCGGGCGUGCUGAUGCUGGCCAAGAGCCUGGCCGUCGAGUGGGCAGACUUUGCGAGGGUCAAUUGUGUUUCGCCGGGCUACGUGCACACAGAGAUGAUUACGACCCAGCCGGCACAUCUGCUGGAGAAAUGGCUUGGGAUGAUUCCAGGUGGGAGGACGUGUCAGCCGGCGGAGCUAAAAGGCAUUUACACAUUUCUCGCCAGUGAUGCGUCAUCGUACAUGACGGGCUCUAAUCUCAUCAUAGACGGAGGUUUCACGCUACCAUGA
Molecule: messenger RNA, 804 nt
Organism: Akanthomyces muscarius
Lineage: Eukaryota; Fungi; Ascomycota; Sordariomycetes; Hypocreales; Cordycipitaceae
Exons: 3
Coding region: 1-804 (267 amino acids)
Cellular component (GO): intracellular anatomical structure
Molecular function (GO): oxidoreductase activity, acting on NAD(P)H, oxygen as acceptor
Source: RefSeq, a predicted model, not a curated record